Messenger RNA from Closterium sp. NIES-65, 1023 nucleotides. Lineage: Eukaryota; Viridiplantae; Streptophyta; Zygnematophyceae; Desmidiales; Closteriaceae. The record is from the annotation of a GenBank genome assembly.
AUGUCUCGUCGCGCGCGCAUUGCGCUUUUGCCGCCGCGCGCGCUAAGCACCGUCCAGCAGUGCGCGUGCCUGCCCUUCUUUGCGGUGUGCUCUGCCCUUCCUCAAUCCGCCCCUUCCCUCACCCUCCUCCUCCUUCCCUCCUCCUUUGUGCUUCCCCCAAUACCUCACCUCUUCCUCCUCCUAUUUUCUCUCCUCAUCUGCUGCGGCUCGCAGCUCCUUGUGGCGCGCCCUGCCCUUCCCACAAUCCGCCCCUUCACCCUCCUCCUCCUCCCCUCUCUCCCACUAGUUCCCUCUCCACUAUCUCACCCCUCCUCCACCUCUUUUCUCUCUUCAUCUGCUGCAGCUGCAGUAGACUUCUCCGCCGCUAUCCCUCCUCCUCUGGUUUCUCCCCUCAUCGGCGCAGCAGCAGACUAUUCUGCCAAUUUCCCUCCUCCUCUGGUUUCUCCCCUCAUCGGUGCAGCAGCAGACUACUUCGCCAUUUUCCCUCCUCCUCUAGUUUCUCCUCGCAUCGGCUCAGCAGCAGACUACUCCGCCACUUUCCCUCCUCUUGUUUCUCCCCUCAGCGGCUCAGCAGCAGACUACCCCGCCCUUAUUCCUCCGCCUCUUAUACCGUUCCCCACAUCUGCUCUGCAGCUGUUUCCUCCUCCUCAUGGCGACCUCUCUCGCCCUCCCCUCCCUCCCUCUGCUGGUCCUUCAGCUUGCGCCCGAUGGCAUGGCUUUAACCUUUGGUUUGUCACUCAGCAGAGUGGUUCUGGCGCCAUUCCCACCUCUCCCUCUGGACCCACCUCUUCCUCCUCUGACCCCUAUGCUGAUGGCCUCUGUGCUGCCAUUGCUGAAACUGAGCGGCUUGUGACCUCGGCGGAAGCCACCGCCACGGCUGCUCCUGAGAAUGCUGCUGCCCGUGACUUAGCUCGUAUUCUUGCUGAGUCCCUCGAGAGCACCCGCGAGCACCUCACUGAGCACCUCGCUGCCCCUUCUCCUCGCUCUGCGUCUACGCCCAUUUUCUUUUCCAUCUCACUCUGA